AUGAGUUCUUCUUCCUCCUCCUCCUCCUCCUCCUCCACUCCGGUUCUCUACUACUCCGAUGGCCGCUCCGACAUGACACGGUCACCUCAAGAUGACCCUAACCCUCAAAAUCCAUAUCAGGGGGAAUUUCCUGAGACAAUCGAAGAGUACUUGCAUCAUGGUACUAUGAAAUGUAUCGCGUUUAACCGCAAAGGAACACUUCUUGCUGCUGGAUGCUCAAAUGGUAGCUGUAUUAUCUGGGACUUUGAAACAAGGGGUUUUGUAAAAGAAUUUCGUGAUAAAGAUAGUACUGCACCUAUAACAAGUGUCUCCUGGUCAAGGUAUGGCCACCGGUUGCUUGCCUCUGCUACUGACAGGUCAUUGACACUUUGGGAUGUGUCAACUGGGGAAAAGAUUGCCCGUAUUACUCUUCAGCAGACUCCAUUGCGUGCCAGCCUUCAACCUGGUUCUCCAACUCCAUCUAUUUGUUUGGCAUGCCCUCUAUCUUCUGCACCUCUUCUUGUCGAUUUGAAUACUGGAAGUACCACAGUUCUCCCUGUUUCUGUAUCUGAGAAUGGUAUCCCCCCUGCACCUAACCCCCGUAUUAAAUUUGCGGAUGGUACCCCACCUUUCACGCCAACAGCUGCAACGUUUGAUAAGCAUGGGGACCUGAUAUAUGUGGGCAACUCCAAGGGAGAAAUUUUAAUCAUAGAUUCAAAAAGCAUCCAGGUACAUGCAGUAGUUCCCAUCCCUGGUGGAAGUGUUGUUAAGGAUAUUGUUUUAAACCGGGAUGGUCAAUAUCUGCUGACAAAUUCUAAUGAUCGGGUCAUUAGAGUCUUCCGAAACAUUCUGCCUGUUAAAGGUUCUGGAGAGGAGAUUAGAAACAUAAGCAACAACAGUAAUGAAUAUGGAAGUCACUACGAUAAAUUAAAAGCAAAUGGUACAAGCUGCCUUGUUCUUUCCUGUGAAUUUUUGGAUGCCAUCACAAAGAUACAGUGGAAGGCACCAUGUUUUAGUGGCAAUGGUGAGUGGAUAGUUGGUGCUUCUGCAAACAAAGGAGAGCACAGGUUGCAGAUAUGGAACCAAGCAGGGCGCCUUGUAAAGAUGCUUGAAGGUCCAAAAGAAGCUCUUAUUGAUCUUGCCUGGCAUCCUGUUUUGCCAACAAUUACUACAGUAUCUGUAACAGGCUAUGUAUACAUUUGGGCCAAGGAGCAUGUAGAGAAUUGGAGCGCUUUUGCUCCUGAUUUCGUAGAAUUAGAAGAGAAUGAAGAGUAUGCCGAACGAGAGGAUGAGUUUGACUUGAAUCCACGUGAAGAACAGGCUGAGGAAGUAGUGAUAGAUGAGGAUGCUGAUGUUGAUAUCGAGACAUGUGAGAAGAACACAGUGUUCAGUGAUGUGGAGGAUUCUGUGGAUGAGAUCUGCUACUUGCCAGCAAUUCCUGACCCAGAUUCUCCCAAUGAGCAGCCAGAGAAAUGCCUUGGAAGUUCAAAGUUGGAGGAUAGCAACCAUUCUGGUUCCCCAUCCUCAAUGGAUGCUGUACAGAAUGGACAAGCCAUUCCUCCAGCAUCAAGCCCAAUGGAAGUUGACAACUCUACUGCUGAAGACCCAGAAGAAGGGCCAAACUCAAAGCGGAAGCGGCGGCUGUCAGUGAAGGGGCUUGAGUUGCAGCAGUCUGAGAAAGGCAAAAAGGGAUCAACAAAGAACAAGUCCAUCGGAAAGUCCACAAAAUCCAGUGCCAAGAAGAUGGAAUCUGCCAAUGGAAACAGCUCUGCCUUUGAUGAUGAAGCAACUGAGGAUGAUGAGAUUAACAUCGACAGCUAG
Messenger RNA from Miscanthus lutarioriparius, 1800 nucleotides. NCBI's taxonomy places the organism in Eukaryota, Viridiplantae, Streptophyta, Magnoliopsida, Poales, Poaceae. The record is from the annotation of a GenBank genome assembly.